AUGGGGCUCACCGGAAAGCAACUACGGCUUGCUCAGCUGCUACUUGUAGUCAUGCCAGCGUUUGUGCUUUUCGGUUACAAUCAAUCAGGUGUUGGUGGCCUCCUAUCGCUUCGUGAUUGGAACCAUAAUUUCCCCGAGAUUGAUACAAUCGAUGCUCAGGGUGCUGAAAAGAGUCAGAAGUCAACAAGACAGGGUGCUGUAGUGGCAUCGUUUACAAUUGGCGCACUCUUUGGAGCUCUAUCCUGCUCUUGGUCUGCGGAAAAAUAUGGACAUCGCAAGAUUAUCUUUACGGCCGCCUUCCUGACACUUGUGGGAGAAAUCCUCCAAUGCACCAGCUUUCAUGUUGCGCAAUUCGUUGUUGGAAGAAUCAUUCUAGGAUGGGGCGUUGGAGGCAUGAGCGCAACAGUUCCUGUUUGGCAAUCGGAAUGCUCGACAACCGCAAACCGCGGCAAACACGUUGUUCUCGAUGGUGUCUUUAUCCUUGCAGGCUACAUGCUUGAGGCGUGGAUUAACCUUGGGUUUUUCGAGAUCAAGGACAACCUACCUCUACAAUGGCGGAUCCCGCUCGCUAUCCCGACUCUGAUCUCAAUCGUGCCCAUGGUUGCCGUCUUUACGAUUCCGGAAUCUCCAAGGUGGCUUUGCAAACAAUCUCGAUAUGAAGAGGCGCGUGUGAGCAUGUCCGCUUUCGAGGGACUUGAUUCUACCGAUCCCGUCAUCAGUGACGAGAUCAACGGUAUUGAACUCGCACUAGAGGAGACCAAGGCCCGGGCUAAGAUAAGCGACAUCUUCACCAUGGGCAAGGAUAGAUUGUUCUACAGGUUUUCCCUGUGUAUUUUUCUACAAUUUGCACAACAAAUGUGUGGAGCUAAUCUGAUAUCGACAUAUUCGACGAUUAUCUUUCAACAAGGCCUCGGAAUGAGCAGUGAGAUGUCUCGCAUCUUAUCAGGGGGAGCUCUUACGUGGAAGUUUCUCUCUUGCUUUAUUGCCUACUUUACGAUUGAUCGAUUCGGUCGCCGCAAACUCUUCAUGUUUAGUGGUUGUGGAAUGGCCUCGUGCAUGUUGGCCCUUGCCGUUGCCUCUAGCUUCCCAAAGAGCAACUAUGCCGCACAGAUUGCCUCAGCGUUCUUUAUCUACUUGUUCAACUUCUUCAUACCUAUUGGGUUCUCUGGAGCGAACUUCCUAUACUGUACUGAGGUCGCCCCAACAAGACUUAGGAUUCGCAUGGCGGGUAUAUCAACCGCGAAUCACUGGCUGUGGAACUUCGUCAUCAACAUGGUUACCCCCGUGGCGAUUGAAACUAUUGGCUGGCGAUACUAUUUGGUAUUCCUGUCUGUGUCUGCUUCAAUUGUUCCAAUCAUCUACUUCCUUUACCCAGAAACCAUGGGCCGCAGUCUAGAGGAGCUUGAGAUGAUGUUUCAGGAAAGUGGUUCGAUUCUAUCGCUUGUUCGAGAAUCGAGAAAGCCAAUUGUAGGGUCACUUGUACCAGAGUACAUAAUGGAAAAAGGCGAACAUGGCAAUGUCGUCAAACAUAUAGAGUAG
Bipolaris zeicola 26-R-13 is the source of this 1539-nucleotide messenger RNA. RefSeq lists its product as uncharacterized. Gene Ontology annotation, cellular component: membrane. NCBI's taxonomy places the organism in Eukaryota, Fungi, Ascomycota, Dothideomycetes, Pleosporales, Pleosporaceae. The record is from RefSeq and is a predicted model, not a curated record. Gene Ontology annotation, molecular function: carbohydrate:proton symporter activity. The transcript has 3 exons. Gene Ontology annotation, biological process: carbohydrate transport; transmembrane transport. Bases 1 to 1539 code for a protein of 512 amino acids.